Messenger RNA from Cylas formicarius (sweet potato weevil), 4684 nucleotides. RefSeq lists its product as uncharacterized. The transcript is spliced from 14 exons. The record is from RefSeq and is a predicted model, not a curated record. Bases 172 to 3951 code for a protein of 1259 amino acids. NCBI's taxonomy places the organism in Eukaryota, Metazoa, Arthropoda, Insecta, Coleoptera, Brentidae.
AUCCGUUUUUCCUUAUUCCCUCUUAAUUCGUGGCACUUUGGACGAGCUUUAUUUCGGAUUUCGUUGGUUGUUGUGAUGAGUGUCCAUCGUAUUUUAUCGUUGCGGCAUAACUGUAGUUAGUGACAAUGUUUAUUUAAGGAAUACAGAGCAUUCGAUGUCACAAACGCAACGAUGUCAGCAACGGAAAUAAGUCGUUCCGACUCGAACCGAUCCGAUGCUUCCCAAAAACCGAGAGUGUCUUUCAAUCGAGACGUUCACGUCAAAAGAAUCGUGACCCGCGAGAAAACACGCACUCCUUCUGGUACCAACAGCAAUGGAAAUAAUCAACUAACUACCCCUCCUGUUCGAAAAGAGCGAGUAAAAAAAACGAAACAAGAGCUAUCCGAAGAAGCGGCUGAAGUGUUACGACAAGUCGACAGCCUUGAUUGUAUUGCACGUCAAAACGGAAAUUUCUACACCGUGCCAAGAAAAGGCUCUGCGUUAUCUUUGGACCGAAAAGUUAAUAAACGAAGAAGCUCGUUAGAAUUAACGCCGCCGAAGAAGCCACCACGUAGUUUUACUGGAAAUAACCAGAACAAUCCGUCUUUUUUUGAUAUAUUCAAGAAAUCGGAUAAAAGUUCAAAACCAAAAGCCCCCAACCUCCGCCGAAGCAUCAGUGAUGUGUCGUCAUUGAAAUCAAUAAAGUUUGGACCCUCUGGCAGCGAUUCAUCGAAGCGAAGGAAAAAAUCGGAGAGCGACAGCGAAUGCACACUAGAAACUCGAAAUAAAAAACAGUUAUCGCCUAUUAUUGAAGCCAUCCAGCCGGAAGAUUAUUUCGCUUGUCAUCAUCAUCCCGACAAAGAAAAUAUUGAUAUUAACGUGCAGCAACCAGAAAAAACAAACCCAAGCCGAGAAAGUAUAACAGAAAAACUGAAGGAAUACAUUGACGAAAUUGAUGAAGAGAUCUACAAAGAAACGGGAAUUCGCUACAAGAAUAAUACCGAACCUAGAACAGAACCCCAACCGAUAAUAAUCGAUCUGGAUAAAGCAGAAAAAAUCUCUAGCGGAAAAAAAUCGAAAUUUAAGUAUUCUGGGUUGGGCAAGAAAAUAAAAUCGUUGACGCACAGAAAACAUAAAACGAGUAAUGAUAGUCCAGAAGAAAUCAAAGUAAAUACUAAUCCCGCUAGAAUAGCAGAUCGUGGAUUAAACGAUCAUGAUCGUAAAUCCAUAGAGCCAAAGAUUCAAACCUCAGUAACGGAGCUAGAGAUGUCCGCCGAGAAAAUCAAUAGCCAAGACACUGGCAGAUUACACAGAAAAGGUGGCACGGUGGACAGGAUGGUGAAAAGGCUGAACAGUGCUAAAUGCUCUUCGCCUCCACCCAGGCCUGUUCCUCUGGUAACUCCGAAUAAGGAGAUAUUUCACAAUAACAACUUACCAUUCUCCUACACAAAUAGCUCUGGCGCCGAAAAGUUGACUGAAAAUUCCCAACCAGGUAGCCCAAUUAUUUACGCACAGGUGGUGUGUGGGGAAAACAGUAUAGGUCCAACGAAACACACUGUCCACACUUUCUAUCCCAGUACUAAAAAACAACCCCAAUCAGAUUCGGAUGAGGGAUUGGGCUGCGACGAAAGCCUCGGAAAUAAAUCCUUUACUCAUUUUGGAGAUCGAAAUUUCUCUGACUCCCAUAGCAAUGUCUAUUUUGAUGACAUAUAUCGACUACAAGAAAGCCCUAUUUUACCGAAAUAUAAAAACACCACACAACUGAAUGGAUUCAGCGACGCCAACGUGGAAUAUACUAACUAUAUGAAUUCGUCAUAUAGAGGGUGCGGAGAUGGCAUGGACACAAAACGUAGGGAAAGUUUGACGGAAUCGCCCGAAAAUGGAAUUAAUUUAAAUAUCAGCUACAAAGAUGCGAAAGCUGAUAUUCGAGACGAUCUCGUUAAACGGAGAGACCUUUUGGAAUCUCGAAGCAAUAGGAGAAUAAAUGAAAUUAAAAGUACGACUCCGGAAUAUCCAAGAAUUUCUGUUCUGCCGAUCAUGAAAACUAACCAGACAUCAUUGGAUUAUAGAUCUGUUAGUCCCUUGGACGGACCUUUGUUUGAAAAUAAAAUGACAGGCUAUAAGGCACGCGACGAAAUUCGAAAAUUUACUACUCGACAUGUUACGGAUUAUUCACUAAAUAGUUUUGAUAGUGAACCGAAAAGUUUCGAUUCUCAAGCAAGUGAAUAUCGGUCCUCUCCGGAAAAUAGGCAAUUUGAUCCGAGCCAUUCGUUAAAUAAACGAACAUAUUACGAAAGGCACAAGUUGCUUAAAAAUAAGAAAAUAUACAAAUCGACUCCUGAAAUUCAUCCCGCUCCGAAAUAUCGUAACGAUAACUCACGUGACACUUCUUACCACGAUUCGUUACGUAAAGAGAAAAAAAUCGAUCCCUAUAUCAAUUCGAAGAUGUAUGAUUUAGAUAAGAGUUAUUGCAGUAACUCAGGAAGCAUUAGCAAACUUGACAAAUUUAUCGAUUCUGGUAUCGAAACUGAUAUUAAACGGGAAUCAGCCGAUAGCUACCGACUCACGAAAGCUAGUAGGAGAUACAAAGAGUAUUUUAACGAAAGUGAAGACGAGGGUUUUGCAAGUUCUCUUUUAAUAAAUAAUGAAAGGCAACACCCUGAAGAUCGAUUUGGGGAAAAUUUCAAUUAUAAAAGUGGGUCAACGAGGGAACGAAACGAGAGCGACGUUUCAUAUUACGACUCAAAAUAUGACGACAGUUCCACCAUUAAACAAUUAGAUAUGAAACCGCCUAAACCGGAGAAAAAAAGCAGUUUGGAAAAGGUUAAGUCUCUUUUUACCAGAGACAGCAAAAAGAAAAAAGAAAAGGCUCUCCGUGAAGAAAGAUUAAAAAAUAUGAAGUAUCAGAAAGAUAAACAAGAUGUGCGCAACAAAUACAAUACGCACGAGCGGACAGAACCUUAUCUCACUGACGAUGAUCCAUAUCUUAGCAAUAUCGACGACGAAACCAUAAUUAGUGUAACGAACUCAAAUUCACGAAAUUUACGAUUUUUUGGCGAUACAGAUGCCGAAUCGAAUGAUAGCCUUAGAGCUCUCAAUAAACCUAUUUUAAAGAAUGGACCGACAACAAGAACUCGACAAGUAAGGGAUGUUCCAUCAGGAAGGCAGGAUACGGGGCGGAAAAAAACUGGUCAUACACUGACCUCUGUUAAGGACAGAGAGUCGAGAGGAUCCUAUCUCAAUCAUAAACCACCAAUAUCCCCUAGUCAUUCACAUAUUAAAGGCAAGCAAUGGGAGGAUAAAUUGCGCAUAAGCAAAAACGAACUUAGCUCACUGGAAAGUUCCACUGAAGGGGAAAGCAGUCAACAAUCUCAAAGAAGUGUAGUUUAUUUACACGCAGCAUCAGUUGGAGACAUUCCUAGUCCAGGCUAUUUACGAAAUGGCCGACGCACCGCAUCCAGAGAGGAGUUAUCUUCAAACGUGUCGAGUCGAAUUCAACCCCAAGUAAAGACACUUAGUAGAUCGUUUUCGGUUUUGGCACCAUGGAAACCUCGGCAUUCUAGAGAAAGUUUGGAUAUAGAUUACUCCCAGUAUUCUAAAAACAAUAAAUACGAUCGUAAAACCAAAUCAAUUCCAAGAGAACACCCAAUAGCAUUAAGGAAAAAAAAGCAAGACAGCGGGAGGACCAACUUAAGAGAAUCAAAAAGCAAAGAAAGUCUAACUUUGAGAACAUCAGCGGAGGAAACCGAAAAGGGAUCGAGUUCUACAUUGUAUAAAAAGAAAAACCGACUGCCAAAAGAAAACCACAGAUACACCAAGGAUAAGGAAGAAAAGAAAAUGUCUAAAAGUCAUUCGGCAGAGUCGUUAAAUCGUAAAUGUAAAGAUACAAGGCCAGAUAUUUCAAGGUCUGUAUCUAUGCCUAGAGAUACCAAGAAGAUGGCAGGGUGGUUUAGAAGGUCAAAAAAUUCAUAAUAGGUUCAAUGUAUCAUAUUAUAUGAAGACUAAUUAUAGAUACCUUAAUAUAGUAUAGUGCCAUCUAUAGAUUUCUCACUAAUUUAAUUUUUGUUAAAUUGCGAUGAGAAUAAUGCUAACUCCGUAACAAUUACUAUUUCAACACAAAAAUUUGUCGAAUCAAAAAUGUUACACUGAUAGAGGUCAUGUUUGUGUGCCAAAGAAAUAUGUGGCCAUAAAUCUAGGAUAGCAAUUAUUAAAAAAAAUCUUAAGGGUGGGUUAGUUUUGGAUAACUAUAAGAGAAUGUUUCGUUAUUUUUGGUACCUAUCUAUCCCCCAUUAUAACUUACACAGUUUACCGAAAUCGGAUCUAGAAACUCAUAUGGUUGCAAAAGGACUGCUGACAUUUUUUUUUAACCAAAACUGUUUAAGAGUUGAAAAAUAAUAAAUAUAAAACGGAUGCUAACACUGCAGUAUGGAUAUAAGUAACAAAAAUACUUUUGUGUUGGCAAAUAAUAUGUUUAUUUUUCUACCUCUUCGAUAAUCACUUGUCUUCCUUUCUUAAUUUUUCGUUUUGAUAUUUGUGACGUAUUGGUAUGAUCUAUAUCUAUAUCAUUGUUAUAAAUUUAAUGAUAUAGAUAAAAUUUUGAAAAAUCAAAUGUGUAUGCAAGAAAGGUAUUUCGAUUAAAAUUAUGCGACUGUAAACCUGUGUUAUGUAACCAUUUAAAUAAAUAAAUAAAUGCACAUAUUGUAAA